Colossoma macropomum (tambaqui) is the source of this 1938-nucleotide messenger RNA. RefSeq names its product E3 ubiquitin/ISG15 ligase TRIM25-like. NCBI's taxonomy places the organism in Eukaryota, Metazoa, Chordata, Actinopteri, Characiformes, Serrasalmidae. The record is from RefSeq and is a predicted model, not a curated record. Bases 13 to 1755 code for a protein of 580 amino acids. Gene Ontology annotation, molecular function: zinc ion binding; protein binding. The transcript has 6 exons.
GAGUGCAGGAAAAUGGCAGAGGCCAGUAUUUCAGUAGAUCAGGACCAGUUCAGCUGUCCAGUCUGUCUGUCUCUGCUGAAGGAUCCAGUGACUAUUCCCUGUGGACACAGUUUCUGUAUGGUGUGUAUUAAUGGCUGCUGGGAUCAGGAUGAUCAGAGGGGGGUCUACAGCUGCCCCCAGUGCAGAGAGACUUUCACUCCAAGGCCUGUUCUACGCAGAAACAACAUGCUGGCUGAAGUGGUGGAGAAACUGAAGAAGACAGAACUCCAAGCUGCUCCUUCUGCUCACUGUUACGCUGGACCUGGAGAUGUGGAGUGUGAUUCCUGCACUGGGAGAAAACGCAAAGCCAUCAAGUCCUGUUUGGUGUGUCUGGCUUCAUUUUGUGAAACUCAUCUUAAACCUCACUAUCAGUCUCCUGCCUUUAAGAAGCACAAGCUGGUCGAAGCCUCCAAACAGCUACAAGAGAAGAUCUGCCCUCAACAUGAUAAAGUAAUCGAGAUCUUCUGUCAUACUGAUGACAGCGGCAUCUGUUAUUUGUGUACGAAGUAUGAACACAAAGGUCAUGAUACAGUUGCAGCUGCAGCAGAACGGUCUGAGAAACAGAGUCAGCUGAAGGAGAUGCAGAGGAAAUCUCAGCAGAGACUCCAGGAGAAAGAGAAGAAGCUGCAGGAGGUGAAACAGGCUGUGAAGACUCUUAAGAGCUCUGCACAGGCAGCAGUGGAGGACAGUGAGAGGAUCUUUACUGAGCUGAUCCGCUCCAUUGAGAAAAAGCGCUCUGAGGUAACGGAGCUGAUCAGAGCUCAGGAGGAGGCUGAACUGAGUGGAGCUGAGGAACUCCUGGAGCAGCUGGAGCAGGAGAUUGCUUAUCUAAAGAGGAGAGACACUGAGCUGGAGCAGCUUUCACACACAGAGGAUCACAUCCAUUUCCUCCAGAGAUUCCAGUCUCUCCGUGUCUCUUCUGGAUCCGAGGACUCACCCAGCAUCACUGUCCCUCAACAUCUCUUAUUUGAUGGAGUGAGGAAAUCUCUCUCUGAUCUGAAAGAGAGACUAGAGGAAUUCUGUAAGCAGGAAUUCAGUAAAAUCUCUUUGUUUAGUGAAAGGAGCUCUGCUGAUGAACAUGAGGGUGAAUCUUUAACUGCACAGCAUCUUUACGGGCGCAGACAGAGUGUGGAUCCACCAUGUGAUAUGGAUUUACACUCAGAGCUAAUGAGCAGAGAAGAUUUACUGCAAUAUUUCUGUCGGCUGACUCUGGAUCUCAACACAGUAAAUCAUUACCUCAGUCUGUCAGGGAAAAACAGAGUGGUGUCAUACAGCGCGAUAAACCAUCAUUACCCUGAUCAUCCAGAGAGAUUUGACUACUUGAAGCAGGUGUUUUGCAAGGAGAGUGUAAGUGGACGCUGUUACUGGGAGGUUGAGUGGAGCAGUAGUGGAUAUGUGUACAUAUCAGUCUCAUAUAAAGGGAUCGGCAAGAAAAGAUAUGGUAACGAGUGUAAGUUUGGACACAACAGUCAGUCCUGGAGUCUGCAGUGUUCUCCCUCCGUCUCUUUCUAUCACAACAACAUUGAGACUGAGCUCUCAGCCUCAUCAUCCUCCAGAAUAGGAGUGUAUGUGGAUCACAGUGCAGGAACUCUGUCCUUCUACAGGAUCUCUGACACAAUGACCCUCCUACACACAGUCCACACCACAUUCACUCAGCCGCUCUAUGCUGGAUUCUGGGUGAACCCGGGAACUGUGAGGUUGUGUGACCUACCAUAGUUACAGAUUAUUCUCAUUAGCCCAGCAUAUGCACUGAGAAAAAAUAUUCUCAACAUAUGUUGUUUUCCCUUGUAUGUUAUUUUCUUGUGGGUACCAUGUUUAUUGUAGAGUUUAAGCAAAUAGCUUUUUGUUGUAGAAAAGUGAUACCCAUCACAUACCAUUUGCAGAAAGGGAUAAGGUGAA